AUGGACAUCGUGAUCAGGCCAGGAGCCCUGGCAAGCGCAUCAUCUCCAGCGUACCGUCACAAAGGAAUACUCCUCGAUGUGACGCACGCAGAUCCGCAAGCACAAGUACACUUGCGAAAUGGCGGCGCGACCAGCGAUGGAACCGCCGCCCAAGCCUCCGAGGCGCGAAAGCGUCAGCACUAUGCUCGGCCAGGACACGUGUCCUUUGACGAGCGCAGCUAUAAACUUACCACCUUAGCGUUGAAAAGCUUUGGCCGCCUUGGAGAGGAGGGUUACGAAUUCAUCGACGAACUAGCGACGCACGCUGCAGGAGGGAGGCAUGGAGGAACAAUGACCCAGAAAGGAUUCUACAAGGAGAGGCUACUUCAGGUCGUUUCGGUGGCUACGCAGGUGGCCAUAUCAAGGAGGGUAGUGCAGAGGUACAAGCUCGCAUUGCGCGGGCGUCAAGACGCCGAAAACAGGCGAACAAGAUCGACCUCGGACCAGUCAACGCCAAUGAUAUGGGGAUGGAGUGUAGACGCAUCGUAGAACGCGUUUUCGUUUGAAGUUGACGUCUUGAUUUGAGAGUAGAUGUGACAGAUUUGCGUAGAAUAGGGUAAGAAGAUGUUAUCAUGAACGGAGAUGAAAGGGCUUUUCCAACACGGAGAUGUAGCAUGGAUCAAAGCAUUUGUUGGAUUUCAGCUUUUACAAGCGGACAUCAACGCAGUAGUAGUAUUUUAGCAAGCUUACGAACGCAUAAAGGAUACCAUCAGGAUUGUCAUUGGUAAGUUGAAGAGGAGAUACUUUUACGAUGUAAAUGACAGUAGAAAUAAGUCCUACAUAUAUAUGUUGUUGUACUUCGUAUUGGUUUAAUAUUCAUGUAGAG
Messenger RNA from Ectocarpus sp. CCAP 1310/34, 865 nucleotides. The record is from the annotation of a GenBank genome assembly. NCBI's taxonomy places the organism in Eukaryota, Phaeophyceae, Ectocarpales, Ectocarpaceae.